This is a messenger RNA of Chlamydomonas reinhardtii, 1707 nucleotides long. RefSeq lists its product as uncharacterized. The record is from RefSeq and is a predicted model, not a curated record. Bases 77 to 859 code for a protein of 260 amino acids. The transcript has 10 exons. NCBI's taxonomy places the organism in Eukaryota, Viridiplantae, Chlorophyta, Chlorophyceae, Chlamydomonadales, Chlamydomonadaceae.
CUAAAAUGUUUGGCGCAUGUGGUAGCCAGGUCCACUUCUCGCGAGCGAUAGCAUGCCGCCGCAGUUUCACAGACAAAUGUCCACAGCAGCGCUGCCCUUGGCAGUAGAGGCCGUGCUAACAAACGCUUCUUCUAGCUCCCAUGUGAUUGCUCGUGCUGGCAUCUGUGAGCCAGCGACCGACGAGAAGACGACCCUAGCGCCGGCCCGGCCAGGGCCAGCCCCCACGCCGUCGCCUGCGGUGGCCGCUGCCGUAGCGCGUGUGCUCCAGGCCUCAUGUCGACUUGGCAGCCUGGGUGGCAUUGGAAGCAGCCGGGGCCCCUGCCAUGGCGCUGGGGGCGCACACAAGCCAACAGGGCUGCUGGUGGGCGGAGACGUCAGUACGGCUGUGGUUCAAGGCGCCGGCAGCGGCAAGGUAGCGACCGGUCGUGCGGCGGCUGGCCAGUGGCAGCCGCAUGAGCUCGAGGUGUUGCUUGCCGCGGCCCAGCGGUUGAACACCGCUGCAAGGGGCGCUGGCAACAGGACUUCUCGGGGAGCGGUGAGAAAGCUGUCGUUGCCAGCACCCCGUGGGGAGCUGGCGAAGAUGAUGGUUCAGCUAGGUUGGGACCCAACCGAUGCACGGGAGCGCAUGCGGCUUCGCACCAGGCUGAGCCAAAUGCGCGCGCGACUGGACCACGAGGAAAGCCCUGAAGAGGUCAUGGGCACAACCAAGUGUGCAAGGCCCCGGAACGCGAGUAUGCGAUGGACGGCGUGGUGCCGUGAUGCCUUCCUCACCCUGCCUGGCUACCAGGGAACAUUUGACGACGUGUGCGCGGUGCUGCUUGCGAACCCCAACAUUGCCCCGCUGCUGGACCACAGAUAAACGCUCCGUUCCUCGCUGGCGGAACUGUGUAGGAUGCGCCACCGCCAAGUUACCCGGCGUGGUCAAGACUGGCGAGAAGCGGGGCGGAAGGCAGGUCUACCGCUACGAUCCACAGGCUGGAGAGCUGCUUCAGGCCGCCGCAGCAGCCAAGCACAGGCGAAAGCCAAAGGGAGGCAAGGGGGAGGCGUCCAUGCCACACCUGGGCGCCGGGCAGUAGCGAGCAGGCAGACAGAGGGAGGCGGUGAGGCCGGGAGAAAGAGGGAGGCGGUGAGGGAGGGAGGCGAAGGAAGGCUGUGGGACAGUGGGAGGAGGCGGCAUCAGGGCCUUGUUCAGGGCCUUAUGCUCGUCGUGAGGACGUGGUGCAGCAGGACCGAGCGAGGCAGCAGCAGCAGCAGUGCGUGCGUGUGUUCGCGCUGGGAAUGCCAGUGGGUGGUGGGCACAUCUUCUUUGAUGCAGGAUGGGAAGAUCAGUACCGUAUGCCUACGGGAUACAUGGCAGGUUCCCCAUACACGUUCGAGUACUUGCAAGGCAGCAGGAGGAGUAGGCGUGGCUGCGUGGGGCCUGAGUAUGGUAGUUCAUUUUGGGCAUCCCGGUAGCGGCGCAGGAGAACGAGGCCAGAGAAGCCCAGAGGAGGAGAAGGCCGCACGGGCCCGAACCUAAAAUGCCAAUGCGGUCCUCAUCGUGCCGAUCGGGCCACGCACAGUAGCAAAAGCAGCAGCCUUCGUCUACACGGAGCUGUCGGACCGACGGGGGGAUGCAUUGGGGAUCGUCGUGGAGGCCUGGAGGGGGCACGGGGAGGGGCGUUAUCAUGGAGCGAGCAUCGAUUCAGCGUCUCAGUCACCAGGAAU